Messenger RNA from Striga asiatica, 1081 nucleotides. The record is from the annotation of a GenBank genome assembly. Lineage: Eukaryota; Viridiplantae; Streptophyta; Magnoliopsida; Lamiales; Orobanchaceae.
AAACAGUGUAAUAAAUUAAACAGGGGCGGGGCAGAAGAAUCGUCAAAAUGAAGAAAGAAAAAUGUAGAUAAAUUUAAAUAGGAGGCAAAAGGGUCGUCCAAGUCAACUCAGUAAACAAACAAUGGCGAGAAAGUCAUCCAAAAAACCACGGACCUCCGCUGCAAACACACGCGAGAGUCCCCAGUCCACUUAUACCGCUUCUCCUCAGCCGGCAGAGGCGAGAGGAGGUUUUGGGUCAUUGGAUGACGACGAUGAGGAAAUGGUUAACCUCACCACUCCAAGUGCAAUGGAUAGUGAGAACAAAGUACCGGGUUCACUAUCAGUGACCCUAACCGACCCGGAAGUUUUAGAUUGCCCUAUUUGCUUGGAACCUUUAAUCCCCCCAGUAUAUCAGAUGCACAACAACUGCGGAAGCUGCAGUUGUCCCAUUGGCUCCUCUCGAUGUCGAGCCAUCGAGAGGGUCCUCGACUCGGUGCGAGUCCCAUGCCCCAACGCCCUGCAUGGGUGCACAGAGUCCCCAGUCUAUAACGAAAAGCUCAACCAUGAGAAGACGUGCCGCCACUCACCCUGUUCUUGCCCCCACCCCGACUGCUCCUACACGGGCCUCCCCUCCUCAGUCUACUCCCAUUUUGCCACCAUUCACCCCACCUCGUCAAAGCUCUUCUUCACGAACUCUAAGAUCCAUGUCUCCUUGGGACCCGACCAGGGGUAUGUUUUCCUGCAGUACGAACUCGAUGACACGCUUUUUGUCCUCAGCCGCAAGUCCCUCAGCAUCGGGAGCGCGGUUGCUCUCUAUUGCAUUGGACCCAUCUCAUCCGAGAGGAAAUUUGUGUACGAGGUUGUGGCAGUGGAUGGUGUGGGUUUUGUGAAGCUGAAGGCUCUGGCUGAGACGAGAGCGGUUUGGCUCAGGGGACAGCUUCCUGGCAACAAGAUUCUUUUCGUGCCCAAGGAUUUUGUGGGUGCUGACGGGAAGCUACAGCUGGAGGUUACCAUUACGAGGGCUAAGCUAGAGCUGGAGUCCAUUACGAGGGCUAAGAAUUACAAGCCCAUUUUCUACGAAUCCGACGAGUUUGACUGCUAA